UAAAACAGUCCACAAAAGGGUGAUCUCUUCUGAAUCUUGUUCUUGCUGUUCCAUAGGAAGCUGAGAACACUCUGCGUCUGAUGCAGAGCAAGCUGAAGGAAGAAGAAAAGCGUCUGCUCAAGACUGAAGGUCAUGACGACUCGGACAUUGACAUCCAGGAGGAAGACGAAUCUGACAGUGAAUUGGAGGAGAGACGGCUGUCCAAGCCGCGGACGGCCAUGGAGGUGCUCAUGCAAGGAAGACCUAGCAAACUCAUCGUGGGCACAAUGCAGGGUGGAGACUCCGAUGACGACACGGAAGCAGCACCAGCUCUCUUAGGUCAGUGCAGGACUUCCAGCUCCAAGAAGCAGGUUGGUUUUCUUUUCACCUCAUGUGUGUGUGUGUGUGUGUGUGUGUGUGUGUGUGUUGUGUGUUAGCCUCCUCAGGGGCACAUCUCAUGUGUGUG
Messenger RNA from Herpailurus yagouaroundi (jaguarundi), 445 nucleotides. Its product is annotated as clusterin-associated protein 1-like. Gene Ontology annotation, cellular component: cilium; microtubule organizing center; intraciliary transport particle B. NCBI's taxonomy places the organism in Eukaryota, Metazoa, Chordata, Mammalia, Carnivora, Felidae. The record is from RefSeq and is a predicted model, not a curated record. The coding region runs from base 81 to 416 and encodes 111 amino acids. Gene Ontology annotation, biological process: cilium assembly. The transcript has 4 exons.